AUGCCGGGGUUGUGUGGUAAUCGCCCGGAAGGGCUGACGGCUCACUCAAAGUUCGGCCCUCUGCCGUCGUCGUGCUUCUUCGACAGCAUCAUCGUUCCUCUGCCAGCGUGGAUUCGUCUUGUCCUCACAUUCGCUAUCUUCCACUUUGUCGUUCCAGUUCUCAUCGUAGACAAGAUCAAGCGGUAUGACGUUAAGCACGAAUGGCAGAGACACGCCCAGCUGUCAUUCUACUACUUCACCAUUCUGGUCGUCUUCCUCAUGGAGGGAAUGGAAAUUGGACGGCUGGCUUCGAUCAACUUCGGAAUUGGACUGCUCCCCUUCAUUUUUGCAGGUUGCGCUCUGUCUGCUGUCAUGCAGGCCACUCGAGGCGCCAACGGCCGCAUCCGCAAUUGGCAGCCGGCCAACAUCAUUUUCUGGAUCAUGAGCGUCGCCGUCACGAUUAUCAAGAUCAUCACGAUUCAAAAGGCCGGCCAGCACAGCCCGCAGGCCAGACGAGCAGGCACCGACUACCCGAUCACUCACCAGAUUCAGGAUCUCGCCGUCCUCGUGGGCUGCUACGGCCUCUUACUGAUCAACGAGAUUGCGCUCAUGUUCCAGAGGACUUGGGAGGAGACGAUUAACGGCGAGAACAUCAAGAAGCUGCGCCUCACACGCUCCAUCAGCGACCAGGCCCAAUACGAUCUGACCCGCGCCAUCGAGGAGGGCUACUACCCGUCUGGUGUCACGUACCUCACCCUCAGACUGGAGGGAGAGUCCGCAAGCGAAAAGGAAAUACCAGGAAAGGAGGACGAGCUCAAGAGGAUGGCCAGCCGCAGCACCUCCAUCGCCGGAUCUUCGUCCAGCGCUAGCGAAAAGGGCAAGCGCGUCAUGGAAGAGGACCCCAUCGAACCCGUCCCCAUGAUCCCGCCGAGCUUCAGACAAGGCAACGAGCGCUGGUCCUCCGCCAUGACCCUGAGAGACGCUGCCGGAGGCGACGACUCCGCGGACGAGAAGACCGGCCUCAACAAGAAGCGGGAUACUCAGCGAUGGUCGGCCAUGACGCUUAUGCCCCCGCCGCCCAUCCGCGACCCCGGUGAAAAGCGCGGUUCAGGAUUCAGCGCCGCAAAGGCCUCACCAACUUUCGAGAACAUCGACGAGGGCUCGCCGCUGGAACCAUCCUUCUCCAGGUCAUCAUCACGGUACGCCGACGAGAGGAACGCCCAGAAGGCCAUGCUCCUCGAAGCUCCAUUCCCGGUAAAGCAGCCUCCUAGCCCCUUUGAGAGACGAUCGUUCCUCCUGAAGCCUGCCAACCCCAACCCCAAUUUGGAGCGAUGGUCCGCCAUGACUCUCCGCAACGACUCGCCCGCCCCCGCCGCGGCCUCAAGUUCCAGGGAUGAGCCGCUCCAGCCCAUCACGUCCUCCGCCAGCACACCCGAGAGGAAACCCUCCGGCUCCGGCGACAGGAACUCCAUGAGGCGGUACUCGGACUGCUCUUCGCGGUCCAUCCGGCGGUUCUCGGCUCACAGCGACCUGAGGGAGGCCGCAGCAACGGCGGCCGCCUUCGCGGACGGUGAGGAGUCGCCGAUGGGCUCACCGACGGAGCAUACGCAUCUGCAGCAGGACCGGCCGCCCUCGCCAUGA
This is a messenger RNA of Colletotrichum karsti, 1620 nucleotides long. RefSeq lists its product as uncharacterized. Bases 1 to 1620 code for a protein of 539 amino acids. The transcript has 2 exons. Lineage: Eukaryota; Fungi; Ascomycota; Sordariomycetes; Glomerellales; Glomerellaceae. The record is from RefSeq and is a predicted model, not a curated record.